Molecule: messenger RNA, 867 nt
Organism: Nilaparvata lugens (brown planthopper)
Lineage: Eukaryota; Metazoa; Arthropoda; Insecta; Hemiptera; Delphacidae
Product: paired box protein Pax-1
Exons: 4
Coding region: 1-867 (288 amino acids)
Biological process (GO): regulation of transcription by RNA polymerase II; anatomical structure development
Molecular function (GO): RNA polymerase II cis-regulatory region sequence-specific DNA binding; DNA-binding transcription factor activity, RNA polymerase II-specific
Source: RefSeq, a predicted model, not a curated record
AUGGAAAUUCAAGGGGAUUCCAAGUUGAAUGUCAAGCAAGAUCGUUUCCAGCUGGAUUCAACUUCAGCCUUGAUUGGACAAGCAGGUGUGAACCAAUUGGGAGGUGUGUUCGUGAAUGGGCGUCCGCUGCCCGACUGCGUGCGAAGGCGCAUCGUCGAGUUGGCGCUGAUGGGCGUCAGGCCAUGCGACAUUUCGCGUCAGCUGCUCGUCUCCCACGGCUGCGUCUCCAAAAUACUCACCCGCUUCUACGAGACAGGCUCCAUCAGGCCUGGCAGCAUUGGAGGCAGCAAGACCAAGCAGGUGGCAACGCCGACCGUCGUGAAGAAAAUCCUGCGCUGCAAGCAGGACAACCCGGGCAUGUUCGCCUGGGAGAUCAGGGAGCUGUUGCUGACUCAGCGUGUCUGCGACCCGGCCGCCAUUCCGUCGGUCAGCUCUGUCAACCGCAUUCUGCGCAACAGUGGCAUCUGUCCACCUCCUCUCGUCGCCCCCUCCACCCCCGACCAUCACUCACCUGCCCCUGCCGCCACCGGCCAUCAUCACCUGCAACAGCCUGGAUUAGCUGAAAUGCCAGCACCGAUGCCGUUCCCAAUCUACAGCAAUCCAAACGUGUACUGUACGGCGGCAACAACAACAGCAGCUGCAACAGCAAAUGCAACAACAGCAAGGCGUUGCAGCAGCAGCAGCAGUAGCAGUGAAGAGGAGAGCGAGCCACCGCCAAAGAAGAAGAAUCCCUACUCCAUAGAGGAGCUGCUCAAGAAGACACCGGAAACCAGCAAACGCUCACCCAUACUCCUCUAUCCUCCUUGCUGUAUCAACCGGCAAAGCAUCUAUCUCUCUUCCAACAUUAUUAUUCCCUACUCAGGAUAG